Messenger RNA from Piliocolobus tephrosceles (Ugandan red Colobus), 1635 nucleotides. RefSeq names its product podocalyxin like (gene PODXL). NCBI's taxonomy places the organism in Eukaryota, Metazoa, Chordata, Mammalia, Primates, Cercopithecidae. The record is from RefSeq and is a predicted model, not a curated record. The coding region runs from base 1 to 1635 and encodes 544 amino acids. The transcript has 8 exons. Gene Ontology annotation, biological process: negative regulation of cell-cell adhesion; positive regulation of cell-cell adhesion mediated by integrin; regulation of microvillus assembly. Gene Ontology annotation, cellular component: apical plasma membrane; microvillus membrane.
AUGUGCCUGGUUGCUGGGGAGGAGGAGACAGGUGUUCCUGGCGGCUGGUUCUGGGGUACCAUAUUGAGAAACUUAAGGAGGAUGUGCGUGGGGCCGGACGGGGACGGCAAGGUGUGCAUGACAGCCUCCACGUGUGCAGCCCUGACUACUAAGAACUCAUCUAAGACAACAACACUGGAAACCGCUGUCGGGCAACACCUGGCUCCAACAUCCAGUGUCACCACCGUGGCUACAGCUAGAGUCCAGCAGAACACAGUCUCUGCUUCCAAGGCCAUGGAAACCUUGGCCCCGACCAAGGCGAGCACCCUUGGUGUGUCCAGUCACUCACCAGGGACUACAGCCCAGGUUCUGCAAACCUCAGGCCCAGUCACCACUACCGUGGCUGUAGGAUGCUGCUCAGACAACGCUACUACCGCCAUCAAGGGCCCCAGGAGCACGCAAGGUGCAGACGCCACUACAGUUGCAAUCUCCACGACCACAGUGAAACCUGACACCACAAGCAGCCAGAAUGGAGCAGAAAAUACAACUAACUCUGGGGGUCAACGCAGCCACAGUGUGACCACAGACCUCACAUCCACUAAGGCAGGACAUCCGACAACCCUUCACCCUACAAAUCCAGUUAGCCCCUCACAACCCACUUCGACGCAUCCUGUGGCCACCCCAACAAGCUUGGGAUAUGACCAUCUUACGACAGCUUCAAGCAGUUCAAGCACCGUGGCUAGCCCUGGCCAUAACUUCACAAGCCCAGGGAUGACCACCACCCCACCGCCAUCAGUUAUCUCGCAAAGAACUCAACAGACCUCCAGCCAGAUGCCAGCCAGCUCUAUGGCCCCUUUCACCAAGGGGACAGUGGAGCCCACAAGCCCGACAACGGCGUUGAGAACGUCUCCCCUGCCAGAGACCAUGAGCUCCAGCCCCACGGCAGCAUCAACUACCCACCGAUACCCCGAAACACCGUCUCCCACCUUGGCUCAUGGGAAUAACUGGACCAAGUGUGAGGCUCCUGAGAUACCAAGUGAGAAGCACCUCAUCCUGAACCUCACAGGAAACACCCUCUGUGCAGAGGGCCCUCCAGAUGAGAAGCUGGUCACGCUGAUAUGCCAAGCAGUCAAAGCCGCCUUCAACCCGGCCCAAGAUGAGUGCAGCAUACGGCUGGCACGCGUUCAAGGAAGUCAGGCAGUGGCCGUCAAAGAAAUCACUAUUCACACUAAGCUCCCUGCCAAGGAUGUGUACGAGCGGCUGAAGGACAAAUGGGAUGAACUAAAGGAGGCAGGGGUCAGUCACAUGCAGCUGGGGGACCAGGGGCCACCGGAGGAGGCCGAGGACCGCUUCAGCAUGCCCCUCAUCAUCACCAUCGUCUGCAUGGCGUCCUUCCUGCUCCUCGUGGCGGCCCUCUAUGGCUGCUGCCACCAGCGCCUCUCCCAGAGGAAGGACCAGCAACGGCUAACAGAGGAGCUGCAGACGGUGGAGAAUGGUUACCAUGACAACCCGACACUGGAAGUGAUGGAGACCUCUUCUGAGAUGCAGGAGAAGAAGGUGGUCAGCCUCAACGGGGAGCUAGGGGACAGCUGGAUCGUCCCUCUGGACAACCUGACCAAGGACGACCUGGAUGAGGAGGAAGACACACACCUCUAG